AUGGCUCUGGCGAUGCUGCGGGACUGGUGCAGGUGGAUGGGUGUGAACGCUCAGCGAUCUCUGCUCAUCCUGGGCAUCCCGGACGACUGCGAGGAUCAGGACUUCAGGGAGGCCGUGCAGGCUGCUCUGCUCCUGGGCAGGUACCGAGUGCUGGGCAAGGUCUACAGAAAGGAGCUGGGGUCGAGGGGCCUGGUCGAGUUUGCUGACAAUUUCAACCAAUGUUUGAUUCCCCGACAAAUACCAGGCAAGGGGGGGCCCUGGACUGUGGCCUGUCUGCCCCAGGCCCCUGAUGCUGAGUCACAGGACAGACCCAAUUUCCCUGCACAGCCCCAGAGACAAGCAGUGGUUGAUGGCGCAGGUCAGGCAGGAGCCCCAGGUGAGGAAAAAGGUGCACAUGAAGUAGAAGCUGCAGAUGAGGAAGGCGCUGCAGGUCACUCAGGAGCUGCAGGUGAGACAGGAGCCUCAGGUAUGGAGGGAGCCUCAGGUGAGGCAGGAGCUGCAGGUGAGGCAGGAGCUGCAGGUGAGGCAGGGGAUGGAGGUGAGGCAGGAGUUGCAGAUGAGGAGGGAGCUUCAGGUGAGGAGGGAGCCUCAGGUGAGGCAGGAGCUGGAGGUGAGGAAGGAGGUGCAGGUGAGGCAGGAGCUGCAGGUGAGGCAGGAGGUGCAGGUGAGGAGGGAGGUGCAGGUGAGGAGGGAGCCUCAGGUGAGGCAGGAGCUGGAGGUGAGGAAGGAGGUGCAGGUGAGGCAGGAGCUGCAGGUGAGGCAGGAGCUGGAGGUGAGGAAGGAGGUGCAGGUGAGGCAGGAGCUGGAGGUGAGGAAGGAGGUGCAGGUGAGGCGGGAGCUGCAGGUGAGGCAGGAGGUGCGGGUGAGGAGGGAGAUGCAGGUGAGGAGGGAGCCUCAGGUGAGGCAGGAGCUGCAGGUGGGGAAGGAGCUGAGGGUCAAGCAGGAGCUGAAGGUGAAGCACGAGUGUCAGAUGAGGAGGGAGUUGCAGGUGACAGAAAUGUUGCAGGCGUGGCAGGCCUUCUGAGUAUGGCAGGACCCACGGGCGAGGCAAUGACUGCAGCUGAGAAAGCAGCUGUGGAAGCGGCAGCCGCCAUGGAUGAGGCAGGGCCCUGGACCCAGCAGUGGAGGCAGGCCUUGCAGCCCGUGCUAGAGAACAUGGGCUACAAGGAGCUGGGAACCUUCUCUGGGGUGGAAGAGCCAGGCCACAGGGAAGAGUCCUUUGAGAGCUGGCUGGAGCAGGCCAACGACAUGCUGCACCUGUGGCGCCACGUGUCUGAGAGGGAGAGGAGGAGGAGGCUGGUGGAGAGCUUGCGCGGCCCCGCGCUGGACCUCCUGUGCGGCCUCCUGGCGGAAGAUCCCGAGCUGGCUGCCCAGGACUGCCUGGCCGCGCUGGUGCAGGUGUUUGGGAACAAGGACCCCCGGGUGAGCGCUCGGCUGAAGUUCGUGACCUGUGCCCAGCGGCCCCAGGAGACUCUCUUUGCGUACGUGAUGCGCCUGGAAGGCCUGCUGCAGUCGGCCCUGGAGAAGGGGGCCAUCCACCCGGCCGUGGCGGACCAGGUGCGCGCCCGGCAGGUGCUGAUGCGGGCCCGGCUGAACGACCCGCUCCAGAAGGAGCUGAGGAGGAUGCGGCUGAUGCGGAGGCCUCCCGGCUUCGUGGGGAUGCUGCGGCUCAUCCAGAAGACCGAGGCCUGGGAGGCCGACCCGGUUAGCAGUGAGCAGUUCCCAGGGGAAGAAGAGGCCCGUGUGGACGUUGGAGUCCUGGCAGCAGCCGCCCAGGCCGCCCCGGCCCAUGAGGCCGUCAGCGAGGGCACCACUGCAGAUGGCACCAAGGCCUCCCCGGCCGGUGAAGAUACCACUGCCCAGGCCGCCCUUUCCAAGGAAGGUAGCGCCGAGGACCACCCAGCGCGUGAAGAGGCCAGUGAGGCAGUUGCCGGCACUGCCAAGGCUGGCGAGGCGGCCCCUGAAGACCAUGGUGCCGCCGGGGCAGCCCCUGGCCCUGGGGAGACCAGCAAGGCCUCCGCGGCCACUCAGGAAGAUGGACGUGCUCCCGCCCCUGCGGGCCUAGCUCAGGCAGGACCCUCAGAUGCCCCCGGGGCCCCCAUGCCUGGCCGGAUGGGCAGUGCUUCCCCGGUGGCCCCAGGAGGUCCGGGCUGGGAGCCAGAGGGCCUCGCCCAGGCAGGAGGCCAGGAGGCCGAGGAGCCCCCCGAGGAGGGGCUCAAGCCCAUCCCAGGAGCGCCGGGAAAUGAGGACGGGGCUGCAGAGAUGAGCCCCCCGGGGUCCUCCUCGGGCCAGUAG
This is a messenger RNA of Eubalaena glacialis (North Atlantic right whale), 2295 nucleotides long. Its product is annotated as paraneoplastic antigen Ma6F-like. NCBI's taxonomy places the organism in Eukaryota, Metazoa, Chordata, Mammalia, Artiodactyla, Balaenidae. The record is from RefSeq and is a predicted model, not a curated record.